UACUCAAAUGCGUUGGAAUUGAAGAUCUACAAUUACACAAAGGCGAAACCCUCACACAAGACUAUACUACAAAAAUUUCCCAAUUUCUCUCUUCUGGGUUUCUCUGUAUCUCAAUCGAUCUGGCUUUGACGAUGAUGAGAGCUUCCUUAUAAGUAUAAAGAUUCGAUUUUUAUGAACACCCACAUAACCAUGAAACUCUGGUCAUGUUUGAAAAUCCAGCAACAAUCUCUUCGACCAGUCCUCAUCUUCGUAAAUCUGGUAGCAAAUCUGUUUUCAUUGAUCCUGGUGUAGACGUUUAUUUAGGUGUUGGUGGUGGUGUAUCAGAAAUGGGUGACCUUAAAGGUUCAAGUUCACCACUUCAUAUUACAACAAUGGUUCCUUCUCCAAUUUUCCUAUGGAGAUUUAAGGUUAUUUUGUUUCUUUUUUGGGCUCUGUGUUGCUGCAAGAUUGGAUGGGAUUCAGUUAUGAGAAUGAGUAUUGAUCUCCGGGAUUUGUUUUUGUAUGAAGCUUUUCUUUAUUACAACCCUCUUCUUCUUGUGACUAUGAUGGUUUGGCUAUGGGGAGUGAAUUUAUGGGUGUUCUCUCAAGGAAGUGUCAAUUAUGCCAAAGUCUUUGAUCUUGACCAUAACCACCUUACUCAUAGAGAGAUGUGGAAGUGUAGCAUGUGGAUGACAAUCAUUGUGCCAACUAGCAUGACAGCGUAUCUAUAUUUGUAUUCUCAUGGGGAAGUAUCUUUGGCAGCUUCACAACCGGUGCUCCUGUACAUUGCUUUUGCUUUGGUUCUGAUAUUUCCGUUCGAUAUUUUCUACUUGUCAUCUCGAUAUUUCCUGCUGAGAACAUUAUGGAGGAUAGCUUUUCCACUGCAGCCAAUUACAUUUCCAGACUUCUUUUUGGCAGAUAUUCUGACCUCCAUGGUAAAGGUAUUUUCCGACUUAGAGCGCUCCGUCUGCCGAAUGGUGCACAGACAGGUCGCAACAAUUGCUUGGUUUGAAGCUGAUGCUGUCUGUGGGAGUCAUCAAAUUGCAAUUCCAUUGGUUCUUGUUUUCCCCUACAUUUGCCGUCUUUUGCAAUGUCUUCGACAAUACAAAGAUACAAAGGAAAAAUCAUCUCUUUUAAAUGCUCUGAAGUACUCAACAGCAGUGCCUGUGAUCUUCCUUUCUGCGCUUAAAUAUCAUGUGAUGGCCGAUAGCUGGACAUCCUUUUACCGACCACUCUGGCUUUUCUCAAGUGUCAUCAACUCACUUUACUCAUUUUACUGGGAUGUAACUCGAGAUUGGGACUUAAGCGGUUUCACAAAGAUAUUCAAGUUUAGCCGUCCAAGUGCCAUAUCAAAUCUCUUAUAUGGCCGGCAAUGGGUGUAUUUCUGGGUGAUAGGGAGCAAUCUGGUACUGAGAUGCGCAUGGACAUACAAAUUAUCAGCACAUUUGAGGCACAACUACAUAACAGUGUUCACAAUUACAGCCAUGGAGAUGUUUAGACGCUUUCAGUGGGUAUUUUUCAGAGUAGAGAAUGAAUGGAACAAGAUCACCAAAUCACAUCCAAUGGGUGAGAUUUCACUUGAAGAAGACAAACUACUUGGUUCUACUACACCUCAUGAUGUUUAGCAUCACCCACCUUUUUUGUUUAUUUCCUCUAAUCCUAUGCAAAUUUCUUGUUUUCCUACUCGUCUACUCAACUCUUAUAGACACUUUUAGAAAACAUUAUACACAAUUUUUCAUGAAUUAAACCAAAUUCAAUGAAUUAUAGAUUAAUGGGUAACUAGUUUUGAGU
Messenger RNA from Capsella rubella, 1770 nucleotides. Its product is annotated as SPX and EXS domain-containing protein 1. Gene Ontology annotation, cellular component: membrane; cytoplasm. The coding region runs from base 204 to 1604 and encodes 466 amino acids. NCBI's taxonomy places the organism in Eukaryota, Viridiplantae, Streptophyta, Magnoliopsida, Brassicales, Brassicaceae. The transcript is spliced from 13 exons. The record is from RefSeq and is a predicted model, not a curated record.